AUGCACGGAACGCGUCUUUUAACUUUUGCGGCCAUCAGCUGCCUCGUGGCAUUUGCUUCCGCCUCCGAGUACUUCGCCGAGAGCAACGAGGUACUCGAGGAUCUUAAUAUCCCGGAGAGCAACGUCGAAGAUCGCAUCUCACGCUCGUCCCAGGCUAUUCCCUCGCAGGCCUAUGGACCUCCAUUACUCUGCUCCUGCAUCAUCAAGCUAUUCAGCGCCCAAGGCAACAUCUUACUCGGCUCCAGCUGCUCCAAGUUAUUCAGCACCUGUAGCUCCAAGUUAUUCAGCACCUGCAGCUCCAAGCUAUUCAGCUCCAGCUGCACCAAGCUAUUCAGCACCAGCCGCUCCAAGCUAUUCAGCACCUGCAGCUCCAAGCUAUUCAGCACCUGCCGCUCCAAGCUAUUCAGCACCUGCAGCUCCAAGCUAUUCAGCACCUGCAGCUCCAAGCUAUUCAGCACCAGCAGCUCCAAGCUAUUCAGCACCUGCAGCUCCAAGCUAUUCAGCACCUGCAGCUCCAAGCUAUUCAGCACCUGCCGCUCCAAGUUAUUCAGCACCUGCAGCUCCAAGCUAUUCAGCACCUGCUGCUCCAAGCUAUUCAGCUCCAGCUGCACCAAGCUAUUCAGCACCAGCAGCUCCAAGCUAUUCAGCACCUGCUUCUCCAAGCUAUUCAGCACCUGCCGCUCCAAGUUAUUCAGCACCUGCUGCUCCAAGCUAUUCAGCUCCAGCUGCUCCAAGCUAUUCAGCACCAGCAGCUCCAAGCUAUUCAGCGCCUGCCGCUCCAAGUUAUUCAGCACCUGCAGCUCCAAGUUAUUCAGCACCUGCAGCUCCAAGCUAUUCAGCACCUGCCGCGCCAAGCUAUUCAGCACCAGCAGCUCCAAGUUAUUCAGCGCCUAAGACACCAUCUUACUCUGUGCCUGCUGCACCAAGCUAUUCAGCGCCUAAGUCUUCUGGAUAUUCAGCCCCGUCCGUUACAAGCUAUUCAGCACCCAAAUCCUCGGGAUACGCUCGUAUGCUUAAUGCGCUGUUGGGCU
Messenger RNA from Drosophila albomicans, 1031 nucleotides. RefSeq lists its product as uncharacterized. The record is from RefSeq and is a predicted model, not a curated record. The transcript has 8 exons. NCBI's taxonomy places the organism in Eukaryota, Metazoa, Arthropoda, Insecta, Diptera, Drosophilidae. The coding region runs from base 1 to 894 and encodes 297 amino acids.